Molecule: messenger RNA, 2938 nt
Organism: Octopus sinensis (East Asian common octopus)
Lineage: Eukaryota; Metazoa; Mollusca; Cephalopoda; Octopoda; Octopodidae
Product: G-protein coupled receptor 52-like
Exons: 1
Coding region: 1961-2929 (322 amino acids)
Biological process (GO): G protein-coupled receptor signaling pathway
Cellular component (GO): membrane
Molecular function (GO): G protein-coupled receptor activity
Source: RefSeq, a predicted model, not a curated record
CUCUCUCUCCUUAUUUAUUUCUGUAUUUUUUUGUUUUUGUAUAUUUUUACACUCUCGUUUUCAUUAGUUAUUAAUUUCUUUUACUUUCAUUGUGGGCUGAUCCACUGACCAUGUUGGACAUUACAUUUUAGCUUAUUGAAUGGACGGACGAUGUAGUGGGGGGGAAAAACAGAAGCAAAAUAAAAAAAAAACAAACAAACAUAUAAUAAUAAUAAUAAUAAUAACAAUAACAAUAAUAAUAAUAAUAAUAAUAAUAAUAAUAAUAAUAAUAAUAAUAAUAGGCUAUAAACAUUAUACAAAAAUAACAGCUAACAAAAAAUGCAAUAAAAACAAAAUAUUUAAAAUAUGGAAUUUCUGUACGAUAUUCCUUGGUUCUUCUGAUAACAAACAAGACAGAAAUAAUUUAGAGGAUGGAAUGUUUUGGAAGGGAAAAUUGAAGAAGAAAUGUAAAAUAUAUUGGUAAAAUUUGCAGCUCAUUUGUUCAUUGGUCUGAUGUGUCUCAAAAGCUGACAGACAUUAAAGAAAAUAUUUUUCAAAAAUCCCCUCAAAAUCUUGACAAAAAACAUUAAAAAAGCCAUAAUGGACUCUGAAUUAAUAUGGCUGAACUAUCUUUAGAAUUUGUCAACUGACUGGACGUCUUGGAGUUUGUAUUUCUUAACUUUUUUACUGAGAUUCUUUUAAUGUAUUUUUUUUGGUAAAUUCUUUAGGAGUUUUCUCCUGUUAUAUGUAUAUUUGUUUUUUGUUUUCUUUUUUGUUCUAUUUUGUUUUUAUUUUCAUGUGGUUCUUUGGCUCAAGUUUUGGAUUUUGUCUUCUGCUUUUAAAAUUACAUUAUUAAUAUUUCAAUUUGAUUACUUUUUUAUAUUUAUUCUUUCUUUUUUUUCUUUCUUUUAUACAUUUCUUCAUCGCUGUUGUUUCUUUCGCAUCUUCCUUCCCCACCCCCUUCUCCAUUUUUCUUUCACAUUUUCAGAUAUUUUCAAACCUGGCUCUAAAAGAAAAUUUUAUAUCAGCGAAAAAGAAAUUUUCUUUCUUAUGUAUUCAAAUCUAUAUUUUUAAAAAAAAUUGAACUAUAUUUUGUAUUUAUCUUUUGUAUCUUCUUUUUGAUAUUUAAAUUUUAUAGUUUUCACCUUAUCUUAUUUUUGCUUUUUUAUAGUGUUGUUGUUUGCCAUUUUCUAUGUAAUUUAAAGACAUAUAUUCCAGAACAUUCUAGUGGACUUGAUUAGAAUAUUGAGAAGAUGCAAAUUUUCUAUGUCUUUAUGACUCAUCCCAUUUGAAUGAUUGAGUUCUUUUUCAUUUCAUGGCUGAAGCAAAAUGGAUGAAUUUAUAUUUUCAUUGACCAAAAUUGACUAUUUCAUCAUGGAAUUAGAGAAUUCCUCAUAUUUAACGAGGGAAUUUCCAUUCUCCCCCGUUUUCUCCUCCUCUGCAAAAUGUAUAAAUUUUCUCUGGAAAAAUUUGACUCUUUUAAUAUAAAACUGUCUGGUUGAAUUUGAAGCAAAAUCACAACCCAAAUUUCAUUACAAUGUGAAUGACAACAUGAGAUUUUAGAUGGCCAUCUUCAAGAUAAUAAAUACGUUUAUAUAAGAUUAUAGAUAUUUUACUUACUGCUUUUGCAUUUAAACCAGCCAUAUCCAGCCCAAAUAUUCCAUUUUAUGGUCAAACAGGCCAUAUCCAGCCUUUCACACCUACCCUACAAUGUCAUUCUAAAAGUAAUCAUGCCACUGGAAUCACCACAGCUAUGAGAUGAAGCAUGAUUAAUUCACAACAAUGUGAAAAUAAAAGCAUUACAUUUGACAGAGUAAUUUGAAUGCUAAAGGGUAAGACCCCUUCCAAAUAUCAUGAUUAUAUCGAAAAUUGGAGCAUUCCGGGAUUCUUCUUUGAAAUAUAAUCACCAAAGAAUUUAUUACAGUUUCUUCUUAUUCAAUGAAAUUUGGCUCUUUGAGAUUAAACAGUAAACCUGUUAAAAAUGGAGCCUGAAAUUUCUGUUCAGACAGGUGUAAUCAUAGCUGUUAAUUUUAUCAUCAUUGUUGGUAAUAUUCUUAUAAUUCUUGUACUUUGCAACACGAAUUGCCUUCACAAUGUCAACAAACUGUUUUUCUAUUCACUGACUUUUGCUGACCUCUGUCUAGGACUUUUCAUAACUCCAUUUUCCAUCCUCACCUCCUUUUUUGGCCAAUGGGUGUAUGGUGACAACAGAUUUUGUCAAAUCGAAGCCUAUCUUACUACUAUAUUCUGGAUCGCUGGCCUGUAUUCACUGAUGUGCAUCAAUGUUGACCACUACAUUGCUAUUCGUAGACCAGAGCGGUACAAUACACUCAUGUCUCCAGUACGCUGUAUCUGUUGGACAGUUUUCGUGUGGUUUUCAGCUUUCAGCUUCUGCUGUCCUCCGCUCUUUGCACUACAUCGUGCGCGAUACGACGAGGAAGCCUUCAUGUGCAUCAUCGACACCAGGCUCCAAUUGGCCUACUUCAUCACAGCAGGACUCAUCAUGACCUGUCCACCGAUAUUUGGGCUGAUCUACACCAUUUCCUACCUGUGCUCCUCUUCCUUCAGAAAGAAACGAGAGGUCUAUGAGACAAUCCUUCAAGACCGAGCGUCUCGACCAUGGAAUUACUUCAUGAACUCUGUAGCAUCUGUAAUAUUCACCUUGGCAUGGAUCCCAUGGUGCGUUUUACAAGUGCACGAUAUUAUUUAUAGUAGGAACCAAAAUGGAUACAGGAGCCCUUUGCAUUUUUACUUGUUGUGGCUUGCCAUCGGGAACUCAUUCUACAAGUUUUUCAUCUAUAUAACAAUGAGUCGUGAGUUUCGUAUGGGUCUGCGGCAACUGUGGAGCAAACCUGACUGCUCGUGUUCAGCUUCCAGAAUACAGGAGCAAGAAUCAAACGUUAUAACUUUAGACACAAAAAUGAGGAACAGAUCAACUAUGGAUGUCUAGAAAUCUAUA